Messenger RNA from Blepharisma stoltei, 615 nucleotides. The record is from the annotation of a GenBank genome assembly. NCBI's taxonomy places the organism in Eukaryota, Ciliophora, Heterotrichea, Heterotrichida, Blepharismidae.
AUGGAGAGUUCUGAGCAAUUAAUAAAGAGAGACGAGAUGAUAAAUCAAACGCAAAGUGACAAUCCUGAGUUUAAUGCACCAACUGGAAGCUUUAUAAAUGAUCAGAAAUGCGUCGAAGAAACAAAAAAGACUUUUGAAGAAUCUAAAGAGCUGCCUAAAGAAUCAAAAUCAUUUAUUUGUGUUUUGGUUGGUCAUACGGGCCAUGGUAAAUCAACUUUCAUCAAUUACUUAGCGAAUUACUUCGGAGGAGGCACUUUAGAAAAUAAGAAAGUAGUUAUACCUACAGAGUAUUAUAAAUUAACACAAAAAGGACAAACUCAUUCUGAACGAAAUGCAAAAAGCUAUUUGAGUCAGACUGAUGAUUGCUCAUCUUAUGAAUUUCGUAAUACGAAAGACAACUGCAAUUAUACUUUUAUUGAUACUCCAGGAUUAUGGAGCUUUUCUAAGAAAUAUUUGGAAAGUUUUAGACCUUUUGACCUGGCCGUAGAUUGUGCAAUAAUUUAUCUUCUAAGGAGCCUUGAGCAUCAAUCAUUAGAGGUCGAAAAACCAUUUUAUCUCUUUCUUUCAAAGAGAUACAAAAUCAUUAGGAAAAUUAUUUUUGAAUUAGGCAAAUAA